CUUCCUCCCCGCCCCCGCCCCGUUCGGAUCCAUCAAUCAUCCACCGCUCCCACCUAAAAAACUCGCCACCUUCCAUGAAAUCAGCCACCCCCAAGGACAGAAUACUUCCAUGAAAGUAUCGCCCAUCGAGGUAGAGCACCGGAGUCGGACCCACGUACGCACGACGCGUCAACGACGGUCCUGCCCUCACCUUCCCUACCCCACGCCCACGCGCUUCCUUCCGGGAAAAUGCCGGUCUGAGCCGCGGCGUGCUAUAUAGACACGGCGGAGUUGGUGGGGAGGAGAGGAGAGGAGAGAAGGGUUUCAUUGGUCCGUUGACCGGACAGGAGCAGAGACGCCGCCGCCAUGGAGAGCUACCUCAACGAGAACUUCGGGGGCGUCAAGCCCAAGCACUCCUCCGACGAGGCGCUGGGCCGAUGGCGCAAGGUCGUCGGCGUCGUCAAGAACCCCAAGCGCCGCUUCCGCUUCACCGCCAACCUCGGCAAGCGAUCCGAGGCCGCCGCCAUGAAGCGGACCAACCAGGAGAAGCUGCGUGUUGCCGUGCUUGUUUCAAAGGCUGCACUUCAGUUCAUCCAUGGUCUUGCUCCCCAGAGCGAGUACACAGUCCCUGCCGCAGUCAAGGCAGCAGGCUACGGCAUCUGUGCUGAGGAACUGAGCUCUGUUGUCGAGAGCCACGACAUCAAGAAGCUGAAAGCACAUGGCGGCACCGAGGGCCUCCUAUCAAAGGUGUCUACCUCAGAGUCGGAUGGCGUCAGCACAUCCAAGGACAAGCUUGCAUCCCGGCAGGAGAUCUUUGGCAUCAACAAAUUCGCCGAGACGGAGGCCCGCAGCUUCUGGGUCUUUGUCUGGGAGGCGCUCCACGACAUGACACUCAUGAUCCUUGCUGCAUGUGCCUUCUUCUCGCUCGUCGUCGGCAUUGCCACCGAGGGGUGGCCCAAGGGCGCGCAUGAUGGCCUCGGCAUCGUCGCUAGUAUUCUUCUGGUUGUGUUUGUCACUGCGACAAGCGACUACCGGCAAUCCCUGCAGUUCAAGGACCUUGACAAGGAGAAGAAGAAGAUCACGGUGCAGGUCAUCCGGAGUGGGUACCGGCAGAAGCUCUCGAUAUACGAGCUUCUCGUUGGUGACAUUGUGCACCUUUCCAUUGGUGAUCAAGUACCAGCUGACGGUUUGUUCGUAUCAGGAUUCUCGUUGCUGAUUAAUGAAUCAAGCCUGACUGGGGAGAGUGAACCAGUUGCUGUCAAUGCCGAGAACCCAUUCCUUUUGUCAGGAACUAAAGUGCAGGAUGGUUCUUGCAAGAUGCUUGUGACGACAGUCGGCAUGAGGACUCAAUGGGGUAAACUCAUGGCCACCCUCAGUGAAGGCGGGGAUGAUGAGACGCCAUUGCAGGUCAAGCUGAACGGCGUUGCCACCAUCAUUGGCAAAAUAGGCCUCGUCUUUGCUGUUGUCACAUUUGCAGUGCUCACUGAAAGCCUGUUCCGCCGCAAGAUCAUGGAUGGUUCGUACUUGAGUUGGAGUGGAGAUGAUGCACUGGAGCUGCUUGAGUUCUUUGCUAUUGCUGUUACUAUUGUUGUUGUAGCAGUUCCUGAAGGCUUACCGCUCGCCGUGACCUUGAGCCUUGCAUUUGCCAUGAAGAAGAUGAUGAAUGACAAGGCGCUUGUCCGACACCUUGCAGCUUGUGAGACCAUGGGCUCAGCAACCUCCAUUUGCAGUGACAAGACUGGCACACUCACAACAAAUCACAUGACUGUCGUCAAGGCUUGCAUCUGUGGCAAAAUUAAAGAAGUGGAAAAAUCUUCAGACGCCAAGAGCUUAUUCUCCGAGCUACCGGAUUCUGUCAUGACAAUGCUCUCGCAGUCCAUAUUUAACAACACUGGUGGCGAUGUUGUCAUCAACCAGGAUGGCAAACGCGAAAUACUGGGCACACCAACUGAGGCAGCAAUUUUAGAGCUUGGCCUGUCACUCGGUGGAGAUUUCCAGGCAGUGCGAAAAGCAACCACCCUCAUCAAAGUCGAGCCAUUUAACUCAGCAAAGAAGAGAAUGGGAGUGGUCAUCCAGCUGCCAGGGGGUGCAUUCCGUGCUCACUGCAAAGGUGCAUCAGAGAUCAUAUUGGCAUCUUGCAGCAAGUACCUGAAUGAUCAAGGCAAUGCCGUCCCCCUUGACAGUGCAACUGUUGCUCACUUGAAUGCCACGAUUGAGAGCUUUGCAAAUGAGGCACUUCGCACUCUGUGCCUUGCUUACAUUGAAGUUGCAGAUGGGUUCUCAGCUAAUGAUGCGAUUCCUGAAGAGGGGUACACAUGCAUUGGCAUUGUUGGGAUUAAAGAUCCAGUGCGCCCGGGUGUGAAGGAAUCUGUUGCCAUCUGCAGGUCAGCCGGUAUUACUGUCAGGAUGGUCACAGGCGACAACAUUAACACAGCAAAGGCAAUUGCCCGGGAAUGUGGCAUUUUGACUGAAGGUGGUCUUGCCAUUGAAGGCCCAGAUUUUAGAACUAAGAGUGCAGAAGAAAUGUACAAAUUGAUACCAAAGAUACAGGUGAUGGCUAGGUCUUCACCACUUGACAAGCACACCUUAGUGAAGAAUCUCCGGACUACACAUGAAGAAGUUGUUGCCGUGACUGGUGACGGGACAAAUGAUGCACCCGCACUUCAUGAGGCUGAUAUUGGACUUGCGAUGGGCAUUGCUGGAACUGAGGUUGCAAAAGAGAGUGCCGAUGUCAUUAUUCUUGAUGACAACUUCUCCACUAUAGUCACGGUUGCCAAAUGGGGUCGAUCUGUGUACAUCAACAUUCAGAAGUUUGUGCAGUUUCAACUGACAGUCAACGUGGUUGCCCUAGUUGUGAACUUCUCGUCAGCUUGCAUGACAGGGAGUGCUCCCCUUACUGCUGUUCAGUUGCUCUGGGUCAAUAUGAUCAUGGACACACUAGGAGCAUUGGCAUUGGCCACAGAACCUCCAAACGAUGAACUGAUGAAGAGGACCCCUGUUGGAAGGAAAGGAAACUUCAUUAGCAACAUUAUGUGGAGGAACAUCAUGGGACAGGCAAUCUACCAGUUCUUUGUAAUUUGGUAUCUGCAGACCGAAGGAAAGACGUUGUUUGAACUUAAGGGUGAUAAUUCCGAUCUAGUAUUGAACACGCUCAUCUUCAAUUGCUUUGUGUUCUGCCAGGUGUUCAACGAGGUGAGCUCCAGAGAGAUGGAGAGGAUAAAUGUAUUCAGAGGCAUUCUAGACAACAACGUGUUCGUCGCGGUGCUAGGCAGCACGGUCUUAUUCCAGAUCAUCAUAGUACAGUUCCUUGGCGAUUUCGCCAACACCACCCCUCUGUCACUCAGGGAGUGGUUCUCCUGCAUCGUCAUCGGCUUCAUAGGCAUGCCUAUCGCCGCGAUAGUCAAGCUCUUCCCAGUGGGUUCUCAGUAGGAGAUGCCAACUAAUUUGCAGUCAGGAACUGAAGUGAGGUAGUAGGACUACAGGCUGAUGGUGAUGCCAACGCAGUUUGGGCGCUGUCGUGAGCAUAAGAAACUCUUUUUUCUGCUGUUAAUCCGUUUUAUUUAUCUAGGUGAAUUGAAUCUAUGGCCUUUUUUUUCUUUUGCAUUUGAUCUUUAUUAGAGGAUGGACCAAGACUGUGGGCUUGAUUCUUCAAAAGUGUUUAAUAGACCCUUUUAGUUAUUUUUUCAUGCUAUUUUCCUUGGAAUGUUGGAACUUGAAAUUGUAUAUGCAUCAACCUAAACCUAAAGUACUUGGGACAUCUGUUUGAUUCGA
Aegilops tauschii subsp. strangulata is the source of this 3750-nucleotide messenger RNA. Its product is annotated as calcium-transporting ATPase 10, plasma membrane-type. NCBI's taxonomy places the organism in Eukaryota, Viridiplantae, Streptophyta, Magnoliopsida, Poales, Poaceae. Gene Ontology annotation, cellular component: intracellular membrane-bounded organelle; plasma membrane. Gene Ontology annotation, biological process: calcium ion transmembrane transport. Gene Ontology annotation, molecular function: ATP hydrolysis activity; P-type calcium transporter activity; calmodulin binding. The record is from RefSeq and is a predicted model, not a curated record.